Messenger RNA from Paralichthys olivaceus (Japanese flounder), 2114 nucleotides. The record is from RefSeq and is a predicted model, not a curated record. Lineage: Eukaryota; Metazoa; Chordata; Actinopteri; Pleuronectiformes; Paralichthyidae.
UGGCAGUGGGGAGGACUCGUUGGACCGGCUGCUGCCUCCUCUCGGGGCCCCUCGCAGGAGGAGCACUAACUCGCUGAGUACAACAGAGCCUCCUCUGCUGCGCACGGGCACACGCACCAUCUACACCGCCGGCCGACCUCCCUGGUACGACGAGCACGGAGCUCAGUCUAAAGAUGCCUUUGUCAUCGGCUUGUGCGGGGGCAGCGCCUCAGGAAAGACCACCGUGGCCAAUAAGAUCAUCGAGGCUCUGGAUGUGCCGUGGGUCGUGCUGCUCUCUAUGGACUCGUUCUACAAGGUUUUAUCUCCGGAGGAACAGACCCUGGCAGCGAGCAACGACUACAACUUCGAUCAUCCCGGGGCGUUUGACUUCGAGCUGCUGGAGGCCACCCUCAGAAAACUGAAGCAAGGCAAGAGUGUGAAGAUCCCGGUGUACGACUUCACCACGCACGGACGACAGAAAGACUGGAAAAAUGUUUACGGUGCCAGCGUGAUUAUAUUUGAAGGAAUUAUGUCUUUCGCGGACAAAGAGCUCCUUCAGCUCCUGGAUAUGAAAAUCUUUGUGGACACAGACUCAGACAUUCGACUGGUCCGCCGGCUCCGCAGGGACAUCACAGAGCGCAGACGGGACAUUGAAGGCGUCAUCAAGCAAUACAACAAGUUUGUGAAGCCGGCCUUUGAGCAGUACAUCGAGCCGACCAUGAGGCUGGCAGAUAUCGUCGUGCCAAGAGGUGGAGGGAAUAUGGUGGCCAUCGAUCUUAUAGUCCAGCAUGUUCACAGCCAGCUGGAGGAGCGUGAGCUCAGUGUCAGGGCUCUCCUGGCCUCCGCUCAGCAGACUCAGCCUCUGCCCCAGACGCUCAGUGUGUUGGAGAGCACGCCGCAGGUGCGGGGCCUGCACACCAUCAUCAGGAACCAGGAAACCAGUCGAGAUGAGUUCAUCUUCUACUCAAAGAGAUUAAUGCGGCUGCUGAUAGAACACGCUCUCACUUUUCUACCAUCUCAGGCGUGUGUAGUUCAGACUCCACAGGGCCAUGAGUACGAGGGCCGCAGCUACAACGGGAGAGGGAUCACCGGUGUGUCCAUCCUGCGGGCAGGAGAGACCAUGGAGCCCGCCCUGAGGGCCGUGUGCAAGGACGUCCGCAUCGGCAAGAUCCUCAUCCAGACCAACCUCGACUCAGGCGAACCAGAGCUGCAUUACCUGCGUCUGCCCAAAGACAUCAGUGAAGAUCAUGUCAUCCUAAUGGACAGCACAGUGUCCACCGGCGCUGCUGCCAUGAUGGCGGUACGAGUCCUGUUGGAUCACGAGGUACAAGAGGAUAACAUCAUGUUGGUGUCGCUGUUGAUGGCAGAGCUCGGGGUUCACUCUGUAGCCUAUGCCUUCCCGAAAGUGAAAAUCAUCACCACCGCCGUGGACAAGAGUCUGGACGAUAAUUUACAUGUAAUUCCUGGUAUCGGGGACUUUGGGGACCGGUACUUUGGGACAGACGGGUUGGACACCUGGAGCGAUGACGAGGACGGAGAGCAGCCGUCAUACUGACAUGAACAUCUGUGAGCCUCCGUGAAAGAAAAUACAAACUCUACUUGAAAACUUCUCUUAUUGUUCAACAGUCACAUUCACUUUUCUGUGUACUGUGCAGUAACUUUUAUACUGUGUACGCACGAGGGAUGUUCUGCUCUGUUUACAACUGAGGGUUCAUCGUGAAUAUUUUCAUACUCACAGGAUCACAUAGGUCAAACAGUGCCAUUACCUUUAAAGGAACAAUAAUGCAGCAACAACAAUACACUAAAUUAAUUUACUCUGGACUGAGUUGCACCAUAGACUGUAAAUAAAGAUGGAGGACGUAUCUCCACCUACUCUCACGAUCCAGAAAUAAAGGGAAUGGAUAUGAAGGCUGCCAUCUUGUGCAUGUGGAGCCAGAGUCUGUGCUGGGAUAUUUAAUAACUAAUUAAAGGUUCAGUGUGUAGAAUUUAGUGACAUCUAGUGGUGAAGUUGCUUAUUGCAGCUGAAUACCCCUCACGUGACCCUCCCCUUCCAAACAUGAAGGAGAAGCUGUGGUAACAUUCAGUUGUCUGGGCUAUGGUCAAAAACAUGGCGGCCUACGUAAAGAGGACCUGCU